This is a messenger RNA of Amoebophrya sp. A120, 5009 nucleotides long. Lineage: Eukaryota; Dinophyceae; Syndiniales; Amoebophryaceae. The record is from the annotation of a GenBank genome assembly.
AAGCAGCAAACGGGUACGCGGUCUUUUGUGAAAAAUACGUUGUGGCUUUUCAUAAGCAUUUGAGCCUACAAGCAAAGUUUACAACGCCCUCCACUCCAUUGUCCUAGAACAAGCGAUUUCCUUUCACCGUAUUAUCCAGAAGCAGGUAUUCAGUUGGAAGGUAGGCAACACCCGUCGGAAAUUUUUGAAGGAAAGAUUCGUGAUAGCAAAAACAUGUCACCUCUCCAGCAACCUCUACUUGACAAUGUACGUGAAUCCGUCCCGUGGUAAGUAAAGCCGAGUAUUGAAGAAAACCCGUCACCGCAGCACGACGCUGACUCUUCUACCGUCGCACACCGGCCGCUCGCAAGCGUAACAACGGCAAGAUCUGAACUCUAGAAUGGAAGUGGACGAGACCGGGCCUGUUACCACAGCGUCCAGCAAAGAAAGUACGGAGGGCGGAGACUUUUCGAAGAGAGCGGUGGAAGGAAAACCUCUGGUCCGUCAAGACAAGCGGGAAAAGAUGGAGUAUAGAAUCAGUUACAGUUUUGCAUUAGCUAAUGUGCAUAUAGUAAUAAAAGAAACAAAAAAUGAAACUGUAGUCCGCAAGAUGAAGAAACUAUUCGUUGUACACGGCUGUAAACUAUUCCACAAAAAUCCUCUAAAACAGGAACAGACCGGAGGAAACGACGGACCCCACGGCGCCUGGUAAAGCGGACGACGCGAACGCCCUACCAGCCGAAACCCUGCUCCCAGCAGUGUCGCAGCUACUAACAACAGGCAAUGGAACGGCGAGCUCCAAUAUCAACCAGCAGUCAUCAAGAGCCGCGACUUCGAGCGCAGCGUCGAGCAGUGCUGGACCGCCGCCUGGGAAGGAGCAAGUAGCGACGACUAUAACUGUAAUAGGUGGCAGAAAUAUUGAAGGUGAAAAUGCUGAAGAUAGCGACGACAGCAGUGAGUUCGACCCGCUGGAAUACGCAAAGCAGCAGUCGCUGAACGGCGUGGGCGGUCUGGACGCCGAGAAGUCCGCCGCGCUGAUCCACGCCUUGCAGCAGAACAGCUUGUGGGCGUCCAUGCUCGCCAACCCCACCGACGAGGGCGCGGACUACGAAACCAAGAUGACACAGGCCGUCGAGGAGGCGGCCGCCAACCCGGAGAUGCUGAAGAUGCUGCUGGGGCAGAGCGUGAACCACGGGAAGCCGGACCAGCACCUGGACUUUGCCGAGCGCCUCCGCGUCACCAUGGAGGCAUCCAAACUGUACGAGCGACUCGUGCAAACCGUAGUGCCGUCCGCCGCCGUGUCCGUCUGCUGGGCCGCCUACAAGAAAACUGCGGCGGAAGAUGGGAUCAUGUCAAACGAAAUGAACACAGCAGCAUCUUCCUCCCAACCUCCACGGCCGCUUUUGACGGGCAACAGCAGCAGUAGCAGCAGCAGCGCUGUGUUUGUUCAGCCGGACGGGAAGCAGCCGCAGCCGGGACAAGGGGGUGCUAGCAGCGGUUCCUCCACCAAGGCAGACGGCGCCAAAAAGGCCAAGCACAUACUGCCGCACAACCAGAGCCUGGCACUCUGGCUGCACGCCGAUCCCUGCGACCUUCACAAAAUCAGCAUACACGAGAGCUUUCUAGAGGACUACGUCCCCGCAGGGUAUGCUUCGGAUAUUUAUAUGUAUUCUGGGUCGAACGUGGAAGGGCUCCUGUUAUAAUGGAUGUGUCCAGUCCAUGUCUUGCUGCUGAUGAAGAGCCUUCUAGCAUAGUAUGCCUUUAUUUCGGAAGGCACUUGAUCCUCGUGCUCGUUCGCAUGUACUCAAUCUGUUCUUCACGUUGAAGGCAACUUUAAAAACACAUCGCUCCAGUGACAGCGCCAAUUUUUCCUCGUUCGACCCACUUUUUUCUCCCCUCGAUUACCCCCAACCCGGAGCCGCAGACCAGAUGUUCGUGGAGCAACCCACGGCGCAUUCGCAGGGCCCCAUCGCGCUGGAAGAGUUCAACGAACACUACCGGCCGACGACCUUCUCGGUGGGCUUCCCGGCGGACAAGGUGAACCCCUGGGGCCUCUGGUCGAGCGAAACCGCACUUCUGCUGCACGAGCGCGAGCACGUGGAGUACUACCGCCUCGUCGCCGCGCACGAAAACUGGCUCGUCGCGGGAAAAGCGUCGGGCCAACUUAUCGCGCAAAGGCUGAAUACGGACGGCACAGAGCUCGUAUUUUUUUUUCUGUAUUGAGACCGUUUUUUGCCCUAUAGGAGUACAGCAAGAACGCUGUAUAAUGUGUCAGAUGAGAUUUCAUGCGGCUAUGAUUUUUGUGGACAAGUAAAGAUUUUUGAUAUCGGCAUUCGCAUUUGCUGUCACCUUCCUACGAUCUUCUUUUUGCUUAAAAUGAAAGGAUUUCACCCACACCCCUCAGAUGGAAGCCGUCAGCCUGAACUGCCACAGCGACGUUGCCUUUGGUCUCAGCGCGGUGGAAAAUGUGGUCUGGUCUGGGGCGAAUGACGGGUCCGUCGCGCGCUGGGAUUUGGACCAGCUUGUCGGGCCAGAGGCCGGGCCAACAGCAGUCACCAGUAUGGGCGCCGAUAUAAACGACCUGGUGGGCACCUCGAAAAGCGUUGCAUACGGUAUAAAAAUUUGUACUACAUGAUUUUCCUCGAAUAUCAUGACAAGAACCUACUUCAUUGUAGUACAAGCGCCCUGUGAAGAUUCUGUCCAUAGCCGAGUAAUGCAAAAUUCACAAUCUCGCAAAAACCAUCAGGCUGCACCGACAGCGCGCCGCUUUUCAAAGUGGAGUGGGACGGCCAGAAGAAGGACGUUUCGCAGCAGCCGAUACUGGACACAAACCUCUGGGAGUUCUACGUUCAGCAAGCCAAGGAACUGUUUCCCCACGGCGGUUCCACUGACGACGGCCCACACUCCGCCGCUGAGAUUUCAUCAAGGCAGGCGGGAAAGACCGCGCCUCCCUCUACCGCCGCGAAUAAGGAAGCCAACCGGGCGGCACCCGCAGCUGCGACCGAUAGUGCGGCGCAGAGCUCGUCCAGCAAAAAACCAGAUUCUGGUAUUAACGCGGAGGAAGAUGCCAGCCCAGCGGCGAGCGACAGUGCCUCCGCGAAAGAAAAAAAGACCGUCGUGCAGGCCCUGGAUGUGUUCGAAAAUAAAGCGAUUCUCGGCGCCACAGAUGGUUCCCUCCUGGUACUGGAGCUCCGCACGGCGGACGAACUGGUACCGCUGUUCUACACCCCGAACGCGCACCCUGGCGGCGUCGAAAGGGUGAAAUGGAAGAAGUUUAGCGAAGGCGAUACGGUAUUAAAAAGUACUUGCAAGAAUUUCCGGAAAAUAAGGUUGUGAUAGUGCAUCUCUCGUUAUUUUUCUGCUUUCAAAUUUCUGCUGUUCUAGUAACAUCUUCCCCGGACAACAUAAUUGCCAGUAGACCCACAUGAACCAUCUCUCGUAUUGCGAAAAAAACCAACUUCCAAAUCCUCAGGUCUUUGCCUCCUGCGGAACCACAGACGGCUGCGUCACCGUGUACGACAUUGCGCAGAAAACCCUUCCAGACGACGAUGUGCGAUUCGCAGAGGAGCUUGUAUCAAAUGCAAAAAUGUCUGGGUCUGGAAGAUUGCGAGACUUGUCACGCUUGUCUAGCAUGACCAAAAAGUUUGUGAUGCGUGUCCACGAAGAGACUCUUUUGCCUGUCAUGCAAAAACGCAGUUUGUCAUGCGAAAAACGCAACACACAUAUUUCUGAUGCUUGGCUGUGCAUCACAGAGCAUUCACUACUCCCAGCGCGACAUUACAAGUUUCCAGACCCAGACAUAUUUGCAGUUGAUAGCUUGAAGACGGGGACGAGGACGACGAUCCACCACAGCUGCUGUUCACGCACAAGGGCCACCGAGGAGGUAUGAAAAUUGGUGUAGGCUGUUUAACAAUGCAAUUCCGUGUGUACUAAAGUGGCACAACAGAUGCACACCCACCUUCUUGGUAGACCAAAAGAACAUUAUUUGCAUCAACCCAAGCAAGAAACUCGCAAUCUAAACUACCACAGAUCUCAGUGACAUUGCGUGGUGCCCCUGGAUGGACUGGCUGAUCGCUUCCGUCAGCAAUCACGGGGAGAUUCAAGCGUGGCAAAUGAACUCGUGCUGCUAUGGAGAGGAGAAAGACGCCGCGAACAAGUAUCAAAUGUAAAAGUGUCUGGGUCUGGAAGAAUGCAACUUGUGGCGCUGCAUUUGGAUUCCAAAGAAAUUUGUAUUGCAUGAGUACCAAAGGAAAGGCAAUUUUCGCUACGCUGAGAAGGCAUUUGCCAUGCGGAAUACGCAUCAAGAGGCCCUCAAAAAAUCUGUAUUGCUAGGGGAUGCAUCACAGACAUCAUGGCUCAUGCAAAACGUGCAUGACAAGUCUCGCAAUCUUCCAGACCCAGACAUUUUUACAGUUGAUAACAAACCUACCGCCGACAUCUUCUCUACGUGCGUGAGCAACGACGACGACGUAUCCUGAGUAAAAACGUACCCACACCAGAGUUGUAAUGCAAAUCUGCAUGCUGAAAAUGUUUCUCAUGCGGAGCUCCAUGAGAAGCAUUUUCUAGUCGUGUUUUGCAAUUUGUCAUGCUCCAAUCAGCAUGGUAUGCUAUAUCUGUGAUGCUGCUGAGCUAGCUCAAACAGCACUACACUACGAAUCCAAAUUUGUCAUGCAAAACGGCCAAAACUUGUGGAUUUGUCUAGCCGAUUCCCCAUCUUGACUCUGGUGUAGGUACGUUUUUACUCAGGAUACGACGUGCCACUGGAAGAGACCGUACGUCGCACCAAGCGCCAAAAAACCACAACGUGAACGACGUCGGGGAAAAGAAAUUCCGAAUUUCUCUCUUCCCUUCGAGGAAAGCAAUAAUUUUCGAAAGCGACACAGCAGUCCUAGCUUCCGCACCCAUUGUUUUGUUGAAAACAGCGACAUUGACGGUCAUUAUUGGCCCCAUCUCAAAGUGACUUUCUCAAAGAAGAAGUCAUCUUCUACCACGCGGUGGAACGAAGAAGUUAGACAAAACACGGCUGAAAC